AGAAAAACCUGGCAAAUUUUCACGCAAAAAAUGAAAAAGUGGAUAACCCUUAAAUCAAACAAUGACCUGUCUCCAUUGGAUCUAUGGUAGCCUACAAAACAGAGACAAAGGACAAAUAGGACAGAAGGAGACAUAAAGGACGAUGUCCUUGGUGGUUCUCUUGAUUUUCUUUGGAUUGUUGGGGCAAACUUGUGAAAAUCUGAAUAAUGUGUCUUGCUCAGCAUCAUCAACCGUUACACCACAUAAUGUGUCUGCAUCAAACUCAACCGUUAUGGAAAAGGCUCAGACGAUUAACAGUGUACUGCGACAGUGGCCAGCUGCUAAUCGUACAGAGACCAAAGUUAUUAGGAGGGGGCCAUAUGUUUUUGCAAGACAGUACUGGUAUCCCAGUUUAGAAAUAGCUCUUAAAAGACCACAACCCACAUCACCUGCGUUUACAAUGGCCAUAACACCAACAUUAUCAAAUACAGCACAGCCAUCAAACAUCAUACCAACAAACACAACCAAAAAGAAAACUACCUCGAGACAAAUAUCACCAACUACAGAGCCAACAACAUCAACAGUGCCACCAACAAUCAUCACUCCAAUAACAACAGACUUACAACAACAAACUACUGAAUCAGGACAACUAACAAUUGCAACAAAUUCCGGACUUUCAACAAACACCUCAAGUCAACAAACAGGCAUCACAUCAAAGCACACAAUGACACCUCCAUUAACCAGUACCCCACAAGCAACUACAUUAACGGAGCAAAUAAACAACACAACAAAGCUGACAACAACUACCUAUAUACAAAAACCGGAGAUUACAGAAUCAGUGGGUACAGCUACUAGUGUACAAGAAACAACUAUACCGGGUGACACAACUGAUGAAAAAACAUGGAGUGCAGUUUCAUCUACAAAUCUGCCAACUACAACUGGAAAAAUAAAAUUCACACCAGCAUCACCGGACACAGCAUUUGCUCAGACAUCUUCAGUGGAAUCAGGAACCACAAAAUUGGCAACAACCGCAAUACCCGAAACAGGUACAACAGUUGAAGGACCAGUCAAACCAACAUCACCGGUCUCCACAGCAACUGGAACAACAAAAAGGCCGACAACUGCAUUGCCCAAAACAGACAAAACCGUUAAAACAACAAUGCAAGAGGUUACAACAGAAACAGUGACGGAAACUGGCUCAACUGCAGAGGAAAUCACAAGAACUUUUGAAAAUCCCAAAAUGAACACAACACAUGAAACUCCCAACAAAAUAACAGAGUCUGUAUCUGAAAUGGUACCAUCACCAGCAACCAUAUCAACUGGAGUAGCAGAAUCAAAUGGUAGUGCAGCUACAACAAGAUCAACAGGAGUGUCAUCAGCAUUCCCAGCAACUGCAUCAGGGACAGACAGUUCUGCUUCAAUAGCGCAUACUACACUGGAAGAACAAUCAACAUUUGCAUCAAUUACAACUAAUGAAUCAGGGACAAGCACCGCAGCAACUGUUAUUAAUGAACCAGAAACACAUGUAACCACACGAGCUGAGCACGAAUCUGCAACACAGGUGAAGCCAGUUACUGUGGCUCAUACCUUAGAGGGACAGACCUCUGGCAUUAGAAUAACACAAGAGCCUGCAACACAAAUUGAUAAUGAUUCUACUCCUCCUAAAACCUCAGCAUCAGAAUUAGCUCAUGUUACAAUGGAGCCUUUACCAGGCAAAACUGAAUCUGCAACACAAGAUUCCGUUAACCCACCAACAGAAGCUUAUACCUCAGAAGGAUUAACAACUGUCAUCAAAGUAACACAAGAGACUGUUACACAAGCUGAUAAUGAUACUGCAUCAACAGCACAUAUUACUAACACUGAAGAAUCAACAAAUGUGACUACUACAGCAAGUGUACCAGGUACCCACCCAUCAGUAAAUACUAUAACUGAAAUGGAUACCGAUGUAACCCAAACUACACCAGCUGAGGGUUCAUCCUCUGUAAUAAAUUCUGCAACAGAAGAAACAAGCACAACAACAACAACAGGCCUAGCAAAGAUGUCUACUCUUUCCAAAACUUCAAUCUCUGCACCAGAUUUAUCUCAUGUUACAAUGGAGCCUUUACCACACAAAACUGAUUCUCAAACACAAGUUUCUGUUAACCCACCAACAGAAGCUCAUGCCUCAGAAGGACCUACAACUGUCUUCACAGUAACACAAGAGCCUGCAACACAAGUUGAUACUACAUUUAAGGAAUUAAACACAGAGGGACUAACAAAUGCACCUACUAUAGCAACUGAUUCAGAAACAAGCACAUCAGCAAGUGUUAAAAAUGAAUCCAAGACUACACCAGUUGAGGAUUCAUCCCCUGCAAUAAAUUCUGCAACAGAAGAAACAACAACUUGGCUAGCAACGGCGUCUACUCUUCCUAAAAGCUCAACCUCGGCACCAGAUUUAUCUCAUGUUACAAUGGAGCCUUCACCAGACAUAACUGAUUCUACAACACAAGUUUCUGUUAACUCACCAACGGAAGCUCAUGCCUCAGAAGGACCUACACCUGUCUUCACAGUAACACAAGAGCCUGCAACACAAGUUGAUACUACAUUUAAGGAAUUUAACACAGAGGGACUAACAAAUGCACCUACUAUAGCAACUGAUUCAGGAACAAGCACAUCAGCAAGUGUUAAAAAUGAAUCCAAGACUACACCAGUUGAGGAUUCAUCCCCUGCAAUAAAUUCUGCAACAGAAGAAACAACAACUUGGCUAGCAACGGCGUCUACUCUUCCUAAAAGCUCAACCUCGGCACCAGAUUUAUCUCAUGUUACAAUGGAGCCUUCACCAGACAUAACUGAUUCUACAACACAAGUUUCUGUUAACUCACCAACGGAAGCUCAUGCCUCAGAAGGACCUACACCUGUUUUCACAGUAACACAAGAGCCUGCAACACAAGUUGAUAAUGAUACUGCAUCAACAGCACAUAUUACGUUUACCAAAUCAAACACAGAAGAAUCAACAAAUGCAACUACUACAGCAAGUGUACCAGGUACCCACACAUCAGUAAAGGCUAUAAAUGAAACGGAUACAGAUGUAACCCAGACUACACCAGCUGAGGGUUCAUCUACUGUAAUAAAAUCUGCAACAGAAGAUACAAGCACAACAACAACAGGCCUAGCAAAGGUGUCAACUCUUUCCAAAACUUCAACCUCUGUACCAGAAUUACCUCAUGUUACAAUGAAGCCUUCAUCAGCCAAAACUGAAUCUGCAACACAAGUGUCAAUGAAGCCAGUAACAGAAGCUCAUGCCUCAGAAGGAUUUACAACUGUCAUCAAAGAAACACAAGAGCCUGCAACACAAGCUGAUAACGAUACUGCAUCAACAGCACAUAUUACGUUUACUGAAUCAAACACAGAAGAAUCAACAAAUGUGCCUACUACACCAAAUGAAUCAGGAACAAGCACAUCAGCAAGUGUUGUAAAUGAAUCAGAAACAAGUGCAUCCAAGACUACCCCAGUUGAGGGUUCAUCUGCAAUAAAUUCUUCCACAGAAGGUAUGAGGACAACAACACCAGGCCUAGCAAAGAUGUCCACUCUUCCCAAAAACUCAAUCUCUGUACCAGAAUUACCUCAUGUUACAAUGGAGCCUUCAUCACCCAAAACUGAAUCUGCAACACAAGCGUCAAUGAAGCCAGUAACAGAAGCUCAUGCCUCAGAAGGACCUACAACUAUCAUCAAAGAAACACAAGAGCCUGCAACACAAGCUGAUAACGAUACUGCAUCAACAGCACAUAUUACGUUUACUGAAUCAAACACAGAAGAAUCAACAAAUGUACCUACUACACCAAAUGAAUCAGGAACAAGCACAUCAGCAAGUGUUGUGAAUGAAUCAGAAACAAGUGCAUCCAAGACUACCCCAGUUGAGGGUUCAUCUGCAAUAAAUUCUUCCACAGAAGGUAUGAGGACAACAACAGCAGGCCUAGCAAAGAUGUCCACUCUUCCCAAAAACUCAAUCUCUGUACCAGAAUUACCUCAUGUUACAAUGGAGCCUUCAUCACCCAAAACUGAAUCUGCAACACAAGCGUCAAUGAAGCCAGUAACAGAAGCUCAUGCCUCAGAAGGACCUACAACUAUCAUCAAAGAAACACAAGAGCCUGCAACACAAGCUGAUAACGAUACUGCAUCAACAGCACAUCUUACGUUUACUGAAUCAAACACAGAAGAAUCAACAAAUAUACCUACUACACCAAAAGAAUCAGGAACAAGCACAUCAGCAAGUGUUGUGAAUGAAUCAGAAACAAGUGCAUCCAAGACUACCCCAGUUGAGGGUUCAUCUGCAAUAAAUUCUUCCACAGAAGGUAUGAGGACAACAACAGCAGGCCUAGCAAAGAUGUCCACUCUUCCCAAAAACUCAAUCUCUGUACCAGAAUUACCUCAUGUUACAAUGGAGCCUUCAUCACCCAAAACUGAAUCUGCAACACAAGCGUCAAUGAAGCCAGUAACAGAAGCUCAUGCCUCAGAAGGAUCUACAACUGUCAUCAAAGAAACACAAGAGCCUGCAACACAAGCUGAUAACGAUACUGCAUCAACAGCACAUAUUACGUUUACUGAAUCAAACACAGAAGAAUCAACAAAUGUGCCUACUACACCAAAUGAAUCAGGAACAAGCACAUCAGCAAGUGUUAUAAAUGAAUCAGAAACAAGUGCAUCCAAGACUACCCCAGUUGAGGGUUCGUCUGCAAUAAAUUCUUCCACAGAAGGUAUGAGGACAACAACACCAGGCCUAGCAAAGGUGUCAACUCUUUCCAAAACUUCAAUCUCUGUACCAGAAUUACCUCAUGUUACAAUGGAGCCUUCAUCAGCCAAAACUGAAUCUGCAACACAAGUGUCAAUGAAGCCAGUAACAGAAGCUCAUGCCUCAGAAGGACCUACAACUAUCAUCAAAGAAACACAAGAGCCUGCAACACAAGCUGAUAACGAUACUGCAUCAACAGCACAUAUUACGUUUACUGAAUCAAACACAGAAGAAUCAACAAAUGUGCCUACUACACCAAAUGAAUCAGGAACAAGCACAUCAGCAAGUGUUGUAAAUGAAUCAGAAACAAGUGCAUCCAAGACUACCCCAGUUGAGGGUUCAUCUGCAAUAAAUUCUUCCACAGAAGGUAUGAGGACAACAACACCAGGCCUAGCAAAGAUGUCCACUCUUCCCAAAAACUCAAUCUCUGUACCAGAAUUACCUCAUGUUACAAUGGAGCCUUCAUCACCCAAAACUGAAUCUGCCACACAAGUGUCAAUGAAGCCAAUAACACAAGAGCCUGCAACACAAGAUACUAAUAAUUCUUUAUCAACAGCACAUGAAUCGAACACAAACAAAUCAACAAAUGCAACUACCUCAGCAAGUGCUCCGGGUACAAACACAUCAGCAAAUGGUAUAAAUGAAACAAAACCAAAUGCAACCAAGGCUACACCAGUUGAAGGUUCAUCUGUAAAAAAUUCUUCAACAGAGGGUACGAGGACAACAACAACAGGCCUAGCAAAAGUGUCCACUCUUCCCAAAAACUCAACCACGGUACCAGAAUUACCUCACAUUACAAUGAAACCUUCACCAGCCAAAAGUGAAUCUCCAAUACAAGUUGCGCCAACUGCAUCAAAACCAAAUGCAUCCGCUACAACUGUAAUACUGGAUUUGUAUACUGCUCCUCCUUUUCUUAAUGAGGGAGGCAUAGGCUUAACAUUCAGUCUAAAUGACACUUUUGAGCCAACAUAUAAGACCAGAACAACCCCUACCUUCCUUAUUCUGGCCAAUAAAGUGGUUAACAUGAUAAACAAACUUUACAAGGAAAAGUUUAAAGAAUUCAAACGGUCAAGAGUCAACAGUUUCUCGAAGGGAUCAAUUGUAGUUGAUAUGACUCUGGUCUUUGAGAACACUUCUGUAGUCCCAAGCAUCCUUCAAGUAGAAGAUGUUCUAUACAAUGCUGUUGAGAUUGACAAUCCCAUGAAAGUCAUAAUUGGAACAAUUAAAGCAGAGCCUUUAACUACUACAACUGCACUUACCACACCUAGUCAUGCAAAUAUUGUACAAAAUACUACCAUGAACUUGACAGCAAUCACAGGGCACACAAACACGGCAUCUACAUGGAUGAUUCACUAUUCAAUAGUGGCUAUAACUGCCACCAUCAUUGUUUUUGUAACUCAAGCUUAACAGAUUUAAACAAAGUGCAAGGCAAGCUGAUAAAGAAGAUGCAAUACAGUUACAUUUUAGACAUGUUAGACAUUGAAAUUGAAAUUCAUAGGUUUUUGAAGAUACAAACUCACAAGUAAAGUUAAUUACUAUAUGUUUUUCAUCACUCUACUAACUCUAAGGUUGUGGUGCACCACUUUCUGCACUUUAAUUCAGAAUAAAAUAGUUUUAUUAAAAUACUGAUUUGUAUUUUUAUAUUGUGUUGUAUUCCAUAAUUAUAACAUAUGUCAUAAACUGUUUUAUAACAGAAGCUGGUUGAUAAAAUAGGAAAAUGGUGACUAUUUUAAAGAUGCUAUUUAAUUUAUCUGAGAUUGGGAUUUUUCUUCACAAAACAAUUUAAAUAUUUACAUUUCUGUUUCUUUUUAGUUUGGAGUAAAGUUGGAGUUAAAAAAGGGGAAAAGAAACAUUAAUUCAGACUAUAGCAAUUCUCUUUAUAGUUUGGGUCGGACAAACCAUUUUUUGUUGGAUUAUAAUUUAAAUUUGCAAAAUCAGAUAAAUUAAAGAAACAAAAUAUUUAACACUGAUUAUUCUUUCACUAUUGUUUAAUGCUUAUAUAAUUUUGCUUAAUGUCAAUGAACUGAUAUUAUAUGGGUAUUCUGUUUUUUCUUU
Messenger RNA from Paramisgurnus dabryanus, 6802 nucleotides. RefSeq lists its product as uncharacterized. The record is from RefSeq and is a predicted model, not a curated record. NCBI's taxonomy places the organism in Eukaryota, Metazoa, Chordata, Actinopteri, Cypriniformes, Cobitidae.